This is a messenger RNA of Aspergillus sclerotioniger CBS 115572, 1859 nucleotides long. Its product is annotated as CoA-transferase family III. The coding region runs from base 38 to 1771 and encodes 577 amino acids. The record is from RefSeq and is a predicted model, not a curated record. The transcript has 2 exons. NCBI's taxonomy places the organism in Eukaryota, Fungi, Ascomycota, Eurotiomycetes, Eurotiales, Aspergillaceae. Gene Ontology annotation, molecular function: catalytic activity.
UUCUUGGUCUUUUGGCUUAAGUUACGGAGUACUCACAAUGACUUCCCACGAAACCACACCCAGCACAGACAUCUACGGUCCCGGGACCUAUGUAGAUAAAACCUUCCUUCCCGCGCCACAAGACGCGCGUCGCAUCUUCGAAUACAUCGCCAAGAGCACACCUGGCUUCACUCAGAACCAAGACCUUUGGAACACCGUUGACUUCCAAGGCAGCUCGCUACCCAUCAUCCCCGGACCAUUCAAGGCCCCUCUCAUCGCCGCAGCGCUACAUGCCAUGUGCGGUGUUGUCGCCCACGAAAUCAUCCAAGACCGUGAUGGCACAGCGGCUAGCACCCAACAGGUAAACAUCAAUGUCGACCACGCCGCCAUCUGGCUGGGAACCAUCUUCGCCGCCUCCAUCGAAGGAAAAGACAUGUCCGAGCUCGUCAGAACACGUCAACUACCCACACUCUUCAAACGAGACUUCGAAGGCGACUUCAUGUCAUCACCCAUGAGACAGCGAACCACGGCAUUAUACAAAACCAAGACCCCCGGCGUGUGGUACCAACUUCAUGGUUCUCUGAACGCGGCACCCGUUCUACAGGCCCUAGGCAUCGACCCGAAUUACCCAGCCAAGAACUCAGACGAAGCGUACGAACACAUCGCUCGACAUGUUGAACAAUGGGCCGCUGAUGAGCUGGAGAUGCUUAACAUCAAGAAUGGCUUCUGUGGAAGUAUUUGCUUUACCCCACAGGGAUGGGACGAGACCUCCAUGGGGAAGAGACUCGCGGCUCAUCCGCUAGUGGGAUAUUCUCGUCAGAGACAUGCCAUUCCGACGCCCCCGGUUCCACUGCCCAAGGUACAGAAUGACAGACGGCCACUGGCGGGGAUUAAAGUGGUGGAGUUGGUGCGGAUCAUCGCUGGUCCGGUGAUCGGAAAUACUCUUGCUGCGAUGGGGGCGGAUGUGAUUCGGGUGGGAUGUAGUCGGUUGACGGAUCUUAAUGUCUUACAACUUACCCUGAACGCGGGUAAACGGACAAUUGAUCUGGAUCUAACCAAAGAAGAGGACAAGUCGCGACUCCGGGACCUCAUCAGCGGCGCCGACGUCUUCAUCCAAGGGUUCCGGCCCAACGCUAUCGCCCGGAAGGGCUUCGGAGUCAACGAUCUCCUUGAAAUGGCAGGCACCCGGGGCAAAGGAAUCGUCUACGUAGAGGAGAACUGCUACGGACCUGACGGCCCCUACCAUGAGAGACCCGGGUGGCAGCAGAUAGGCGAUGCGGCGUCCGGAUCGUCCUACGUUAUGGGUCGCUCUUUGGGAUUUAACGAUGGAACGAGUAUUCUUCCUCCGCUGCCUAUCUCCGAUAUGACCACUGGACUUGUGGGUGCGUUGGGUGCGUUGAUGGCGCUGCGAGAUCGGGCCCGACAUGGUGAUUCCUAUCGCGUGACGAGUUCAUUGGUCAAGGCUGAUGCCAUUGCCUUGGAGCCGGAGAUUGGGCUUUACUCGCCUGAGGUAGUGGAGAAGAGUAAGCAGGUGUUUCAAUGGGGGUAUAUUGGGCCUUCGUUGUUUGUGACGGAGAUUCUGCUGGUUGUUAUGGAUGGGUGGAAGAGGGUGUUUCCUCAGUAUUUUGGGGGUGGAGAUGAGUCGUUGCUGAUGAGCUUUGAGGAGGGGCCGUGGGGGAAGAUGGAGAUCUUGAGGCCGGUGGUGAGGUUGGGUGAUGAUGAUGUGACGCCUCGGUGGUUGACGCCGGCGGUGCCGAAUUGUUAUCAUGGGAGGAGUAUUGAUUGGCUUUGAGUCAUUGGGGAUUAGUCGGGGGUGGUAGAUGAGAAUGGGAUUGUAUGCAGUGUGCAUUUCAUGCGUGGAUGUGGUAAUUGUUUUUAAU